AUGCCUUAUAUUACCCCAGAAGAUGAACUCAAUCUUGGAGGUUUAUGGGAGGGUGAUGAGUUGACGGAAAACUCGGAAUCUAAGUCCCGGUCGAAGAGACACACACGCUUUUAUGAAGGCUCAGGAGACUCUGAUGACUGGCUUUGGAUGAGUUCCUUUGCCAGAGUCCCGAUCGUGGCGUUACAGAGCUACUGCCGAGAAGCCCAGCUGUACUGCGCUGCCGCAG
This is a messenger RNA of Candidula unifasciata, 226 nucleotides long. The record is from the annotation of a GenBank genome assembly. NCBI's taxonomy places the organism in Eukaryota, Metazoa, Mollusca, Gastropoda, Stylommatophora, Geomitridae.